Messenger RNA from Marchantia polymorpha subsp. ruderalis, 1077 nucleotides. Lineage: Eukaryota; Viridiplantae; Streptophyta; Marchantiopsida; Marchantiales; Marchantiaceae. The record is from the annotation of a GenBank genome assembly.
AUGUACAGCACCCCCGUCGGGAUGAUCGACCACCGGGUAUCGGCGGUCGCAUCCUUCAACACCAGCUUCUCGUUCGAGACCAAGGCUGAGGGCCAGGGACCCGGCGACGGGCUGACCUUCUUCAUCACGGACAACACCGUCGUGUCGGGCGCCUACGGCGCGAACUUCGGGGUGUUCUAUCCAGAAGGGCACCGGGACCCGAACACGACGGUCGUGGCGGUGGAGUUCGACACGUAUCUAAACUGGGAAUAUGAUUACACCCCGACGCCGCACGUCGGUCUGGACAUCGGCAGCGUCAAGUCCAAGGUCUCGGAGCUCUCCUUCAACACGUGCCGCGGCUUCGAGAACGGCCUGUGCUCGGUGUGGAUCGACUACGACGGCGCGUCCGGGAAGCUCGUCGUGUGCGCCGACAGUCUGCCUGCCAAACCUAAGAAGGCGUUGCUGAAUACCACCGUGAACCUGGCGUCGGUUUUCGUCUCGGCGGAGUCGCUCUGGGUCGGGCUUUCGGCCGGCACUGGAUCUCGAGCGAGCUCGUACGUCGUCAAAUUUUGGAAUUUCAGCAGCUUCUGGCCCGCGGGCCCGGCCCGCCGGGCCCGCGGGCCAGAACCUUACAGGUCGGUCUUCCGGACCGUGCUGAUCGUCGCGUGCGUCUGGGCCUCGAUACUCGUCGUUUCGGGAUUGGUGAUGACAGUCGCGCUGAGAAGGCGGCGCGUCAUGAGCGCGACAAAGUUGGCGCAGCAGGAGCUGAACUCUCACAUCCCGAUGACGUACAGCUUCCACGAAUUGGAGGACGCGACGGGCGAAUGCAGCGAGGACUUCCGACUGGGAGAAGGCGGGUCCGGCGAGGUGUACCGCGGGGUCAAGCCGCGGACGCAGGCGCUGGUGGCCAUAAAGCGGCUGAAAGAGCAGUCGCCUCAGGGCGAGAAGGAGUUCCUCCCGAUUCCCGACGCAGUUCGGCCCAUUACGGAUGUCGGUACAUCCGGACGUCUUCAUGUGGAGAGUUUUCGAGCCGCGCCACCGGCACCACGAACUAACUCGACCUCCACGAGCGAGGUACUGUCCUCUAGGAGGACAUGA